GAGGCUGCAGAAGGCAAGCAACACCCACCAUAGAUAUGGAGCACCUGGAGGACCUCCUGAAGGACCAUGUGAGGAAGGUGGGGCACUCCCAGGCUUUUCAGUUUGGCAAGUAUCUGAGCAUCAGCAAGGCACAAGCUAUCAAUGCUGGAGCCCUACUAGCUCAGGAAGACUUCUUGUUGAAGUUGAUGGCAGUGAGUGAUGGGCUCCUUUUCAACUACAAGGAUUUGAAAGAAGGGUUCACCCAAGUGUGCAGAGCUUUCCCUGGCUUGAAGGAAAGCUUUGAUUUGGAGAUGAGGUCAACACUGGGUGGGAAGUUGGCUGAAUCAACCAUGACUAUGUGCACACACAUGCGAAGACUGAGAGUGCCCCAGAAGUUUCAAGAGGCUUGCAGUACCCUCAGUGACUGGCAAGUUGAAAAGCUGGAAGGGUUGAGGGCAGCAUUUGGUGUGGACACAGAUAAAGGGCCAAAUGGGAAAAGUGGUGCUUCAGGGUCAAAGGCAAAGAAGGAAGAAGAAUCAAGAGAAGAAGAUGAGGAAGGAAGCUGUGAGACCCAAGAUUUGUUGGAUUUGGAAGUCCCCAGAACUCCUGGAAAGGAUGGCCCCAGCUUGUUGGAUGCUGCCCUGCAGGUGUCACCUGUGCCUGCCAGGAAGCAGAACCUCAAAGCUGCCAUGGGCUUGAAGAAGCCUGCUGCAGCUGGGAGCAAGAAGCCUGCAGGCAAGAUUUUGAAGGAGAUCAACAAGAAGAGUAAGAUAGCAAAGGCAAAGGUGAACAAGGACAAGGUCGACUACAAGGAAGCUGAGAUGAGGCUCAUGCCUUAUAGGAAGACAACUGCUGUGGCAGUGGUGGCAAAGGGUGUUGGGCAGCUUUUCCAGGUGGUGACUUUCAAGAAUGUCGAGAAGAACAGCAAGGCUGCAAGGAAGCUCAUGGAGAUGCUGAAGAAGGGUAGCUCCUUAGCUGAUGUUUUGGCAGCCAAGGCUACUCAGGCCACCCAGCCUCAGACCACUCAGGCCACCCAGCCUCAGGCUGCCCAGCCUCAGGCCACCCAGCAGGCUGCCCAGCCUGCCCAGCCUGCACAGACUGCUGACUUCAACCCCAGCCAGGGUGGGCUGCAGAGCAAGAGCUACAGAGAGAUGCUGAGGCAGCUCCACCACCAGAAGGCACCUGAGAUGGCCUGGAAUGAAUUCCAGGAUCGGCUGGGAAUGGCAGCUAGUGAGAGGAUGGAGUUGGGAUGGCUGAAGGAGGACAGCCUGAGAGUACACCUGAGGAAGGCCUACCACAAGUAUGUGGAGGAGAAGCAGGGGAAGGGAAUGGCCUCUGCCUUUGACACCUUCCUGGAGGAGAUGAUCGACUACAUGGACAACCAGGUCCAGGAAGAAGAUGAAGCCAUGGGAACAGGACCCAGAGGAUACUUGGUAUGGGUUCCAGAGGAAGACAGUGAGGAGGAGAGCAAGGAAGCUGAGAAGGUGGCUGAGGAGCUCAUGCCCAAUGUGCCUGAGUAUAAAGAUGGGAGCCUGGACCCAUCUUUUUGGGAAGAGCACUGGAACCUCUUCAAGCAGUGUGGUGAGUGCAAGGAGUACACCUAUGUGAACAAGAACCACAUGCUGAGAGCGCCAGGAUGCAGAGGCUGCAUGAAAGCAGAAUGCAAUGGGAACAGAAAAAAUGGCAAGAAGAACCUGCUCAAGCUCCUGGCGAAGUACCAUGGCGAGUCAUGGGUGAUGCAGUACUGCAAGUCCAAGGAAGGCAUAUUGAAAAUUGCAAGCCCAAAGGUCCAAGGAAGGCAUAUCUGGGAGAACUACACAGAAGCCAUGGGUUUGAAGAGGCCUAGCUCCAAGGUGGAAAACAAAGUGGCCAAGAAGCCAGCAGCAAAAGUGACAAAGGUGGCAAAGUUCAAGAAGCCAGCAGCACAGACUGGGAAGAAGGGAAUUUUGAAGGGAAAGCAGAAGGAAGUUGAGAAAGACAAUGGUGAGGAAGGGGAGGAGGAAGAAAUGCUCACUGAUGAUGAAGUUGUACACACAGUCACAUCCAAAAACCUGAAGACACACCAGCAGCUGCUGGAUGCCAAGCUCUGCUCAGCCAAGGAGAUUGACAAGGCCCUUGCCAAACUCCCUGCAAAUGAGGUCCAGAGCCUGUGGAAGAAGUUUGAGAAGAAUAGGCAGAUGGCUGGAGCUGAGAGCUCCUACAAGGAAGCCACCAAAGGAACUGGAAGCCAGGAGAGGAAGCACAAGCUGCUGAGGUCCUUCAUCCUUGAUGGAGGGUCCAUUGCCAAGAACUACAAGGAGGCCAUGCUGGUCUAUGAGAAAACUGAUGAGAAGGGAGGCAUGGUGAAGUUCAACACAUGGAAGCAGCAGGUGGACAAAUAUGGAAAGGCUGAAGCCAUGAGCAGGCUGAAAGCAGGAACAAUGAAGUUUCGCAAGUCACCCACAGACCCAAGGUUCUUCGAGUUUGCUGAUGAAAGUGAAUAUGUCAAGUGGAAGGCCAAGAAAAGCCAGACUGUGGCUUACAAGACUGACAAACACAAGGCUGGAAAAGAUGACUGGCUCAGCAUGGAGAACCUCAACUUGGAAGAUGUUGGGGAUGCCAGCUUUGCCUUAGCUGGCAAUCAACUGGAUGACAUGGAGAUCGAGCCUGAGCUGAAGGACUUCUUCAAUAAGCAGCUCUCUGUCAAAGAUGAUGAGGACAAGGAUACGAAGAAACAGAAGGAAAAGGAAGAGGCCAAGGAGAAGAAGAACAAGUGGGAAGAGAUGAGCACUGUCAGCAAGGAUGACAACAAAAGCACUUUGCUCAAGAAGCUGCUGGCAUUCAAGGCAGAACUUUGCAAGGAUGAAGGUGCCUUGCAGGAGGCGAAGUUGGAUAUGAAAGGCAAAGCUGGCUGCAAGGAUGAAUUGAAAAUCCUGAGCUCUGCCCUGACAGAAGUGCAGACCUGCCAGAAAAAGAUAGAGAAGGCCAUCAACAGUGGAAGCAAGAAGGAAGAAAGCAAGAAGGCAUUGUUGGAGAGCUUGGCAGCCUUGGAGAAGAGCAAGAAAUGCAAGAAGUUGGUAGCAGGACCACCAAAGAAGAAGGCUAAAAAAGAAGAGGAGGAGGAAGACUGCAAUCACAGCACCAUGGCCAAGAGAAGGAAGAUUUUGUAUGUGAAGGGGGAGGAGACAGCAAACCCCAGGUAUGCACACUGGGUUCUGGACCCCAAUGAAGAUAGCCAGGUGCUGAUACCACCUAGUCCAGAAGUUGUGGAGACUGAAGAAGAAGAAGAAGGGCAAGGUGGUGAUCAUGCAGGCAUGAGGCCCAAGGAAAACAUAGCAAAUAUGCAAGGAAAAAAAAGGAAACAUGUGCCUGACCCUGGCGAUGAGAUGCAGCUCACCUCCUCUUUGGCAAUCAUGCUGCUCAACAAAUUUUGCUGGGGGAGAAUCAGUGCCUGUGAAGUGCAGCAGUAUGCUGCUGCAGCAAUGAUGAGUGGUGCAAGCGGACAGGACCUCCACACUCUGGCCAAACUUGGAGGCAGUGGUUUUGCCAAGCAAAAUUGCCACAGGGACUUGGUCAGGGCUUUCUUUGGUGGCAUGUCUUCGCCACAGCCAGUGCAGGUGGCCACUGUGGUCAGAGUUAAGAAUGCUGAGGGACUUGUGCUGGAGAAAGAGAAAGAUUUACCUGUAAUAUUGCCUGAGGCAUGGGUGGAUACACUGCAGAACAAGAACCUCUUGCAAGAAUUGACAUGCAGCCAGAAAACUUUGAAGGAGUUCUGGUUGAAACAGGUGGAUUCAUUGCUGGUUGUGUCAAUGAGAUGCGCAAUCUCUGGUGUGGCCAUCAAACAAUCUCAGCUGCUACUGACUUGCCUCCCCAAGAGUGCAGGAACUGCUUCUUCGAUGAAGCCUAUAUGGGAAGCAAUUGCUGGCAGCCUCAAGAAGAUGGCAGAAGCAGGAAAAGGAGUUCUGUUUGUGGUGGCAGGAGAUUUGGAAUGGUUCUCCAGUGACUUUGGGUGGCCCACUGCCAUGAGCAACAACCCAUGCCCAUAUUGCCUUUGUGACAACUACUUUGAGGAGGAGAAGAGCGUGCGGCCAUUUACAGAUUUCAGGAAAGAUGCAACUUGGAAAUCUACUUUGAGGAGUGUGUCAGCACCACCACCAGUAUCACAUCCCUUAUUUGGAGUGCCAGGAACUUCCUUCUGGAGCAUGAAAUUGGAUCUGUUGCACCUUGUAGACCUUGGAGUGGCAUCCCACAUUUAUGGGAACCUCUUGGCAACCAUCGUCAAGAGCCUUCCUAUGGGAAAGAAAAGGGCUUUGGUGGAAGUCAACAAGAUGGUGGCCAUGAGAUAUGAGGAACUUGAAACCCCAGCAGGGGAAAGAAUACCCAGACUCAAUGUGUCAGACAUCUUUGGUGAUGAGUUCCCUUGCCUGAAACAUGUGAAAGGGAGGAGAGUCAGGAAAUUUGCCACUGUGGCGACACUGUUGGCUGGGACCCUGGCUACAAACACAAAAGGAAAACACAUGGAAGCUUUGUGCAAGGCCAUGGAGGAAGCCUAUGACCUUUGUGACUUGAAGGAGUAUGUUUGGGACAAGAAGGUGGGACAGCAGUUUCAAGAGAAGACUGAGGCAAUCCUAGGACACUAUUCAUGGCUGGCAAAGAAUAGCAUGAAGAGUGCAGAAUGUAUGUGGAGCCUGGUGCAGAAGCACCACCUCAUGGCUCAUUACCCAGCACAGUGCCAAUACUUGGCACCAAGGAGCUGCUGGGCAUAUGGAGGAGAAAGCUUCAUGUCCCUGAUGGUGGCAGUUGCUGGGAGCAGUGUGAAAAGCACACCUGCAUGGAUGCUCCCUUCCAAGGUUCUAGCCAAAUUUGAAUACGCUUUUCACUUGAUGCUG
Cladocopium goreaui is the source of this 4847-nucleotide messenger RNA. The record is from the annotation of a GenBank genome assembly. NCBI's taxonomy places the organism in Eukaryota, Dinophyceae, Suessiales, Symbiodiniaceae.